Messenger RNA from Rhinolophus ferrumequinum (greater horseshoe bat), 3609 nucleotides. RefSeq names its product ankyrin repeat domain-containing protein 18A-like. Gene Ontology annotation, molecular function: protein binding. The record is from RefSeq and is a predicted model, not a curated record. Lineage: Eukaryota; Metazoa; Chordata; Mammalia; Chiroptera; Rhinolophidae.
CAUCCCUAGUUACUUGAAUCCUGAGUCUCCUUUGGCUUCAAGCUUCUUGAAAAUCAAAACAAGAAUUACUUUGUGAUUUUAGUCCUCUUUCCUCAUGAUGCUCUUAAGAAUGAACAUUUAUUUAGAUGCCAACUUAUGACGAGAACUGCGGAAGGUCUGGUGUGUUUUCAUUAUUUCACUUCACGUCAGCCACCACGGGUAGUAGGAUGCCCAUUCUUGACUGCUCUCCAUUUGGCCUGCGCCUUUGGCCAUCCGGAAGUGGUGACUCUUCUGGCAGAGAAAAAAUGCCAGAUGAAUUUCGGUGACAACAGAAACAGGACAGCUCUAAUGAAGGCCGUGCAGUGCCAGGAAGAGGAGUGUGCAACCAUCCUACUGAAACACGGAGCGGAUCCACAUGUGAAGGACUUCCGUAGCAACACGGCUCUGCACUACGCGGCCAGGGGGCAGAACACCGCGAUAGCUGAACAGCUGCUGCAACACCAGGCAGAUAUGGAAGCAACCAAUGAGUUUGAUUUUACACCACUUUUAGUUGCUGUGCGUAAGAACAGACAGAAAAUGGUGGAAUUUUUACUCGAGAGACAUGCAAACAUACAUGCAGUUGAUAAGUGGAAAAGAACGGCCCUCAUACUUGCUGUAAAGGAUACAUCCUCAAAUACAGUCCGGCUUCUGCUUCAGGAAGGUGUUGAUGUCUUUGCUCGAGAUUGCAUUGGAUGGACUGCAGAAGACCAUGGGUUUAAUAGAGGUUUGAAGGCCAACGCCAUUCUAAUUUCUGAUUUUAAAAAAGAAAGAUGUAAAAAGUCUUCUGACAAUAACAGUCGAGCUCUACAGGAAUCUGCAAAAGAAGAAUCAAUAAAAAGAAAUUUAUCAACAGUAGUGGAUGAGUGUUCUAAAUGUGACCCUGCAAGCAGUCUUACCUGCAAACCUGGCACUAAUGAUUCAAGGUCUGUAUCAGCUGAUGGACUCUUCGAUGUUGAUACCAAGAAAGAAGCAACCAAGCUGGCAAUUGGAAAAAGAGAAAAUCGUGUGGAUAUUAUUGAAAGUGCUCCACAAGACCAAACAAGCAAUGAUAAUUUGACUUGUGUUGAAGGAGCACACCAGAAUAAUAUAAGUGUUAAAAAGUCAUCAUUAGGAUUAGGACAAGAAGAAGAUGUAGAAUCACCUUGGCAUUCUGAGACGAGCAUUGAAGUGAAAGAUCCUGUUCCUAACAAAGCUGUAGGAAUGGACGAUGUGCAAACCCCCAGACCAGGUACACUUUGUAAUACCAAUUUAAUUUUGGGAAGGAAUUUAUCAGCAGGACAACACCUAGGAAUGACAUCAGAGGAAGGACAAGCGAGGCUUGAUGGAAACGAAAAGAACUACACACAUGUUGUACAAGAGGAAAACGACACUCAGAGGCCACUUUUUCGAGAACAGGACAACAGAAUAUUACAUGAUGCAAUCUUGACCAAUUGCCUUCAACAACAAAAGGAGACAGAAAUAAAUCUUAAGAAAAUGAAUUCUGAGGUUUCUGAGAGUUACAAAAAAGAAAAAGACCUGUUGCGUGAAAAUCACAUGUUGCAGGAUGAAAUCGCCAAACUAAGACUGCAAAUGGACACACUCAAAACUCAGAAUCAGGAAAUGGAAAAAAAAUACUUUGUUGAUUUUACACCACUUUUAUCUGCUGUGCAUAAGAAGAGCCAGAAAAUGGUGGAAUUUUUACUCGAGAGACAUGCAAACAUACAUGCAGUUGAUAAGUGGAAAAGAACAGCCCUCAUGAUUGCUGUAAAGGAUAAAUCCUCAAAUACAGUCCGGCCUCUGCUUCAGGCAGGUGCAGACAUCUCUGCUCAAGAUGUCAGGGGAUGGACUGCGAAAGACUAUGCUUCAUCUAGCCGUUUGAAGGCAUCUGCUAAUUCUUCUCAUCUUGGCAGCAUUGGCUCAUAUAACAGGUAUCAUGUGGGUCCCGUGGUACAGUCUCCCCGGUCACCUGAGCCGGGUGCUCCAGAAGCUCGUGUUUCUGAGAGUUACAAAAAAGAAAAAGACCUGUUGCGUGAAAAUCACAUGUUGCAGGAUGAAAUCGCCAAACUAAGAUUGCAAAUGGACACACUCAACACUCAGAAUCAGGAAGUGGAAAAAAAAUACUUUGAGGACACUGCAAAUGCAAAAGAAAAGAAUGACUGUCUUCAAAAGACAAUAAAACUGAAUGAUGAAACACUAACAAAAACAGUAUUUGAAUAUAACAGACAGCUUAAUGUUCCAACAGCUGAGAAUACAAUGCUGAACUCUCAACUGGAGAAUGAAAGACAAAGCAAAGAAAGAUUGAAAACAGAAGCGGAAUCCGAUCAUCAUUAUGAGCUUAGUAAGCAAUUAAUAAGACAUCUACAACAUACUUUCCAGAGAUUAAGAGAUGAAUGCUUGCAUUUCAUGGACAAAAUCGCUAUGUGUAACCUAAAAGAAAAGAAGGAGAUUCUUUCUCAGCAACUUUCUAAAGCUGGAAGUAAAUUCAAUAGCUUAGACACUGAGCUCCCUCACACAAGAUAUGCUGUCAGAGAAAGGACAUUGGUUUUUGAACCUGUAUUGAAAGACCUAAACCAAACUCAGUGUCAAGAGGAGGAAUUUGAACACAUGUAUCAAAGGGAACAAGGAAAAGUGAACACAUAUAUUGGAAAGCUGGAAUCCCUAAAGGAGAAAGGUUCUGACGUACAAAGUGGAAAUAUGCUUCUUCGACAGCAGUUGGAUGAUGCGUUCAACAAAAGUGACAGUAAUGAAAACUCAGGAAUGAAUAUUGAAGAGCAGCUUCAGGAGCUCAAAAAAGUGCUUCAAGCUGAAUGUGAAAAACAAGAGCGUAUGGUGAAAGAGAGACAUAAGGAGUUAGUCAACAAAUUGAAACACUUGAAAGAAAGAAUGUGCCAGUAUGAAAACGAUAAAUCAGAAAGAGAAGUGGUUGGGAGACAACUUCAACAAGAGCUACCUGACUCCAUAAAAAAACUGCCUGUGUCAGAGGCUUCACUGGAGGUUAGAUUACAUUACCGUAUGCGUUCAGAAGCUGAGACGCAGGAUUUCAAGACAUUAGAGCACAUCAGAAGUCAGCUGCAAGAAGCAAGAGCUCGACAUACAGAGGAUGCAAGAUGUUCUGAGAAGAUGGAAGAUCACGUGCAAAAGCUUGAAACUGAAAAUACUGACCUAAAAAUGACAAUUAAAAAGCCAGUGGGCCUAAUCAAACAGCUUCACAGGAACCUGUCAGGUACAAGUUUGUCUGAGGAUGAAAAGGAACAAUUAAAGUACUAUAAGAAGUUAACAGAAUCUCUGCAAUAUAAUUUGAAUCAACAAAAGAAGAAAAAUGAUGGAUUAGAGAAAGAGUUUACCAGACUGAAGACACUCUUUCAGAAUACAAGGAUGCUACAUGACAAUCAAAAUGGAGAGCUUAGUUUCCUUGGAGGUUUAGAACCCAGUCAAUCUGAAAUGGAUAUUCAGAUGAAUAGGUUAAAACAGAAGGAACAAGCAGCAUCUCAAGAAAAUGUAGACCCACUAAAUGACCAUGAUGACGCUUCCAUAAGUGACAUGGAGGUCAGAAUUCAACGUCGGGAAUCUGAACUCCCCAAAGUGAAAACUUCUCGAGAUUCUUUUAAAUAG